Molecule: messenger RNA, 1681 nt
Organism: Salvia hispanica
Lineage: Eukaryota; Viridiplantae; Streptophyta; Magnoliopsida; Lamiales; Lamiaceae
Product: putative glucan 1,3-beta-glucosidase A
Biological process (GO): establishment or maintenance of cell polarity; polysaccharide catabolic process; actin filament bundle assembly
Cellular component (GO): actin cytoskeleton; cytoplasm
Molecular function (GO): actin filament binding; hydrolase activity, hydrolyzing O-glycosyl compounds
Source: RefSeq, a predicted model, not a curated record
ACUCUCUUUAUAAACAGUAUCAACACAUUAAAAUUAAAGCACAAAAAUUCAUCAAUCAUUCCGAGAUGAAAAGGCAGCAGCUGCAUCAAUUUGCAGCGGUUUUGAGCUCGCUCGCAUGGCUUCUAGCUCAAUGCGGCAGCGGAGAGGUGCUGCCGUUUAAAGCGGCGAAUUUGGGGGGGUGGCUCGUGACCGAAGGCUGGAUGACGUCGUCGCUCUUCGACGGCAUUCCCAAUAAGGAUCUGCUGGAUGGAACUCAAGUGCAUUUUAAGUCUGUCAGCCUCAACAAGUAUCUAUGCGCAGAAAAAGGGGGCGGUUCAACACUGGUAGCCAACCGUCGUAAUCCCAGAAGCUGGGAAACUUUCAGGUUAUGGCGAAUUAAUGAAACCACCUUCAAUUUUAGAGUUUCCAACAAAGAUUUUGUUGGGCUUGUGGACGAAGGUGAAGGGAUUAAAGUAUUUGCGCGUGCAGCUGAACCGGGGCCAAAUGAAACCUUCGCAAUUGUACAAAAUGCGGAUAAUCCGAGCAGAGUUCGUAUAGUUGCAUCAAAUAAUCUUUAUCUUCAGGCAAUAAUGGAGAACUAUGUGGUGGCCGAUUACUUAGGUAGUCCUGACGACGAAUGGGGGGAUGGAGAUCCCUCUGUUUUCGAAAUGCAUAUUAUCAAGACGUUAAAAGGGGAAUACCAAUUAACCAACGGUUAUGGUCCAGACGAAGCCCCUAAAAUAAUGAAGAAUCAUUGGAGCACCUACAUUGUCGAAGAUGAUUUCAGGUUCAUGUCACAGCAUGGUCUCAAUGCUGUUAGAAUUCCAGUUGGCUGGUGGAUCAAAUACGACCCCUCUCCACCGAAACCGUUUGUUGGGGGUUCUUUGCAAGCUUUAGAUAAUGCUUUCGCAUGGGCUCGUAACCACAAUAUGAAGGUCAUACUGGAUCUUCACGCAGUUCCAGGAUCACAGAAUGGCAAUCACCACAGUGGAUCACGAGAUGGAUUUAUCGAGUGGGAUGAUUCCCGAAUUCUGGAAACUGUUUCAGUCAUUGAAUUCUUAGCCCAAAGGUACUGCGAUCACCCGAGCCUUGCAGCAAUCGAGUUAAUGAAUGAGCCAUCAGCUCCCGGCGUCCAUCUGCAUACCUUAAUGCAGUACUAUCAGGCAGGAUACGACGCGGUCAGAACAUACACAGCUACUACCUACGUGAUCCUCUCGAAUCGCUUGGGGUUAGCCAACAGCACCGAGCUCCUCCCCUUCGCCACAGGCCUUAGCAACUCGGUCAUAGACGUGCAUUACUACAACCGCUAUUCAGACUACUUCCAGAGCAUGAACGGUAGGCAGAACGCAGAUUACAUCUACAAGAAAAGGUCGAAGCAGUUGAAAGAAGUAACUCGCGAGGGCGGCCCUCUAAUCUUUGUUGGAGAAUGGACUGCUGAUUUGUAUUUGAACGAUACGAAAAAGGACGAUUAUCGGAGAUUUGCAAAGGCUCAGUUAGAAGUGUAUGGGAAAGCUACAUUUGGUUGGGCUUAUUGGUCGUAUAAGUGUGAGGAGAAGUAUUGGAGUUUCAAAUGGAUGGUAGAAAACAACUAUAUGCAGCUCUCAUAACAAAGGCAAAUUUUUGUGUUUGUUGUAUACAUAUAACAUAAUGUAAUGAAUAGAACAGACCAUAUAAAUUGUUUUAUGAAAUUUAUGGAAGUGUA